This is a messenger RNA of Linnemannia hyalina, 3321 nucleotides long. The record is from the annotation of a GenBank genome assembly. NCBI's taxonomy places the organism in Eukaryota, Fungi, Mortierellomycota, Mortierellomycetes, Mortierellales, Mortierellaceae.
AUGACCACAACCACCGACAGCAAGCGGAAACAGUCGCCCUGCGACAAAGUGCUCGGGAUCCAGGAACUGUUCGAGCUGAUAGUUCUCCACCUGAACCUUGAAGACCCAGCUUGCCCCAGACUCUUGGCCACUGUCUGUCGGCGUUGGUACAGUUACUUUGCGCCUUAUUUCUGGAAAGCGGUCGCCAUAUACAAGUGGGACAAACACUUCACCACACACCUUCAGCGUCAUGGAAGUGAUAUCCGGGAUUUCAGUUGUCACCGAGUUGACAGGAGUGUGAUAAAGACAGUCGCCCAUUUCUGCACCAACCUGCAGGCACUGCACCUCUCGCUGGACCGACACUCCAUAAUGGUGUCGUAUGACCUGUUAGAAUUGACGUUUCUCCGGACACAAUCUCGUCUCACUACGGUGUCUGUCAAACUUGACACUUCGGUCGUCAAUGUUUCGAUACUAUGGGCCCUGUGUCGACUACCCCAUCUCACCCAUCUGAGUCUUCAAAUUUACGGAACUGUUGAUCUGGCGGUGUUCGUGGCAGAGACUCUUGGAUGCUGCCCAGGACUACAAUCGCUUACUCUGGAAUGCUGGAUCCCUAAUACACCUCAACCAUUGCUCAAGAUGCUAAAGGCUAAAGCCAAGCGGAAAGUGGUAUCAAGGUUCAAUCGAUCACCCAACACUGUUCAGGAGGCCGUUGGACGGAGUGGACUUGCACCCACUAGACUUGGAUCGCCUUUACCGAUGGCACAACCCGUGCAACAGUUGCCCUCGAUUCUGGAAAUCAGUACAAUAACCAACAGCAUUCGUCGACUCGACCUCCGUGUGCUCCUUGACGACGUACCGGCCAUACAGUGGACCGACUGGGCGACAACAAACGUCGAUCGCUGCCUGGCACAACACCAGCAAAAGUACGGGACUCGACACCCACUAAAGACACUCUCCCUCACAAGCGACAACACAACCUCAUUCCCGAUCAUUUCAUGUAUUCUGGCUGCUCGCUCGCUCGAUAUCCAAACACUGACGGUGGGGAAUCUUUGGAGAUCCCAAGAGAGCUAUGACAUCGACCCUGUCCAUGGAGCCAGCGCAUCCCGGUUUUUGAUCAACUUGUCACAGGAGUAUCUUCGCAGUCCAUGGCAUGCGUUAAAGGAGACAUUGGUGCAACUGGAUAUGCAUACGACCAUCAUUGCGACCAAGGAUAUUACACGCACAUUUCUUCGACGUUUGCAAGACUUGCCCAAGUUGCGUGCGCUGUGCGUCUCGACUCGACAUAUUCACGACUGGGUGCAUCCAUCAUAUCAAGCCCCUCGCUUUAUUUGGAAGGGAGAGUUGCCGGUUGCAGACACUUUUGAGCAGAGCAGUAUCGUCAACAGUACCAGAGUCAACCAUGGCGACUUUUUCACCAUCAAGCUUCCAACUGUGAGCUACUCGUUUGCACCACUACGAGAGUUUAUCAUCAAAAGCUAUCCGUUUGGAUAUGACGAAUACAAGGAGAUCACGACUGAGCAGGCACUGUUUGUUUUGGCUGCUAUGCCGGGCCUGGAAUACUUUGUUGCAGAGGAUGGAGUUAUUAGUAAGGAGUCAUUAGUGGACAAGGACAAGAACAAGGACGUGCCCAAGAGCACCAACCCGGUGCCCACACCCUGCGAUACGGUUCUCAGGAUUCCAGAACUACACGAGCUGAUCAUCAGCUUCAUGAACAGCAGCAGUAGUCGUCUGAAGGACCUAAAGCAUUGUGCUCUUGUCUGCCGUCAUUGGCAGAGUUACUUCAAACCUUAUGCAUGGAAGUCACUUACGGUUGGAAAGAAGGUCAACAAAGGCAGGAUGUCCUUCCGUAAGGAGACUGGCAUACUUGUUCGUCGCCUCACCAUCACCUGCGCGACCAGGAAUCUUGCCAACAUCAUCCCCGAGAUCUUCCUUCAUAUCGAAUACCUCAGCUUGGCAAUUGAGUCGGAAUCUGAUGGGAUCGGAUACGGGCAUCUACAUCGGCUGUUCACACUCCUACAGGGUACUUUGACAAAUGUCAAGAUCUCGCUUGAGAUGAGCAAGAGCAUGAAUGUUGGUGGAUCGUCUCGACAAACGCCGGCUACAAACGUACAGAAUAAUGUCAACGGCCCUUCUUUGCCAAGUGCGACCAAGACUAACAACAGCAAGAGCAGCCUACGCCGACUCCACUACAAGGAGGCACCAUCCAACAUAGUCGCAUUCGAAAACAUCAUCACCACCUACGGCCCAGGACUAGAAGAACUGGCGAUCAAGGGACACAGGCACUACUCUUUCUCCGAAGAUGUUUGGCGUUCCGUCCUAGAAACCUGUCGCUUCCUCCGAAUUCUUGACAUUGUCGACCGCGGACCUUGCCCCUCCAUCCCGAUCUUGAUCUUGUCUCUCCUACAUCUCGAAGCAUUACUGAUCAACUUUCGGAAUUGCAGUGCGCGACAGGUUGAUUUGGGGUUGUCGGAACUUGGGGUCAGCCUUGAGAAGCACCGGAGCCAGUACGGCAGAGAACAUCCGCUGAAGUGCCUGGAGUUUGGGGGAUGGAUUGACCGACCGGACUUGGUGGUGAAGACGCUUAUGGAAGUACUACUCCAGGAUUCGGUAUCUUCGCAGAUCGAGGGGUUGAGGAUAUGCUAUGGCAACAUAUGUUUCAUGACACCCCCGGUGUUCCCUUCCGUGCUACCCUCGACAGCCGCCUCCUUUUCGUCAUCGUCGCCGUCUUCAACAUUGGCCACUACUACUGGCAGCACUACCUCUGGCGGCGGACGAAGCUUGAAGGAAACGCUUAUUCAACUCGACGUAUCGUUUGAGCAAUUUCCGCAAUACGGCGAAGGAAAACUGUUCUUUGAACAACUCCAAGAGUUCCGCCACCUCCGAGUCCUACACGUUGUGCACUCCCACCUCUGGGUCCUGGAUCGCAUGCAUAAUGAAAGCAACAAUAACAUUUCCUCCUACCCAUAUAACGGCCCUCCACACGUCGUCAACCCCAACCACCCCAACCACCCUAACAACAGCACUCACUCUCACCACCGCCAACCCACAACAGCAACAACAACAACAACAACAACCCACAAUGAUGACCUCCUCCUUCUCCCAGAAACAACCCUCCAUUUCCCAUCCAUCCAAGAACUACACAUCGGCUACGGCGAUAAGCGGGUCACCUUCCCAUUGAACUAUACGCCCAGCAAUGCGGUGACACUAGAGUUGGUGGUGCUGGUUGUGGCGAUGAUGCCUCAGUUGAAGGUUUUUGUGUUGGCGGAUAAGGCCAGUGGUGGGGUGAUGCGAACACUGAGGGAGAGGUUCCAGGGGAUUGUGUUUGAAGGUGAUCAGGCGUGA